AUGUCCAUUAGUCCCAGGGACAAUCAGUUACCAAGGAGUAUUCUAGAUAUUGAUGAUGAAGAUAUAACAGAUAAUACAGGAUCUAGUUCCCCUUAUAAUGAUGAACCAGUUCAAGAUCCAACUUGGAUAAAACAAUUACAAAAAUCAAAUUUCCCAAGCACAUCAAGGUUUUUCGAUAAAAUUUCCUUACCAGAUUUAAAAUCAUAUACACCAACUAAUGAUGAAAAUAAAAGGAUACUGUUCAAUGGGAAUUUAUCAAGUAUAAGUUAUAAUCCAUUUUUAUAUCCUCAACAAGAUUCUGGCAAUGCACCAAUUGAUUUUGAUAAUUUGCCUAAGAAAAUUAACAUUGAACCUACAGCAAUAAGUAAUGAAAUUCCAUGCUAUGAAUUAACUCAAGAACAGCUCAAAGAUCCAAUUUCGUUUCUAAAAAGUGUUCAAGAUCAAGGUGAAAAAUUUGGUGCAAUUAAAGUUAAGCUACCGGAUACCGAAAAAGAAUCAUUUCAUAAAAAUAUACAAGUCAAUGCUAAUUUAUUCUGGUUUCAAACUAAUAAAUUGUUGAAUAAUCCACCCGAUGAUGAAUUAUAUUUAAGAUUAUCAUUUCAUAAAAAAUUGAUUGAAUUUCGAAAGGGUAAAGAUUUCAAAAAAUUCCUGACGGAGUCAGAUAAUAAAUCAGAAUAUACAUUAAACAACUUACCAAUGAUUGAAAACCGACCAUUGGAUUUGUAUAAAUUAUUUCAAUCAAUAAUGUUAAAAGGUGGUUUCAUCCAAGUUAUUAAUAAUAGAUUGUGGCCUCAAGUUGGUAGAGAGUUAGGUUAUAAAGGAGAAAUUGCAAAACCUUUAACUGAUUUAUUGGAUUCAACAUAUAAAUUAUUAUUAUAUCCUUAUGAGUUGUACCUUACGGAGCAAAAUGAAGAAAGAAUUAAUAAUAAAAAGAGAAAUAUUCAGCCAAUAGCAGCAAAUAAAAGAGCAAGAUCCGAUAAUACAAUUCCACCGUUGAUAAUUGGAUCAGCUAAAGAUUAUAGAAGAUCAGUAAAUUUAAAAAGUGCAAAAGGCUUUUUAUUAAAUGCACCUCAUUUAGUUGAAGUUAAACAACCACCAACAUUUACGAUACAAGAGAUAGUGACAAGAAACAGACGUUCACAAGAUUUAACGUACACAUCAAUACGACCACAAACAGAAUUUGAUAAAUGUAUGAUGGAAAUAUCAAAUUAUCAAGAUGAGCUGAAAUCAAAAUCAUCUCCUAGUAUUUCAUCAAUAUAUAAUUUAAGACAAUUUAUGGAAAAAGAUUUGAAAUUUCAAGAUUUUUUAAUACAGAAUAGUAAAUUGAAUUUUAAUAGAGAUACUGUGAAACUGGAUGAAUUUGAAUCCUUGUAUUGGCAAUAUGCAAGAGGUGAAGUCAGUCAUUUUUUGAAAAAUGGUCUUGAAUUAGAAAUGGGCAAAGAUAUACCUUCAAGAAUAAACGGAUCAGCUUUUGUUAGAAUGGGUGAUGAUUUGAUUAAUUAUAAAAUUGCAUUAAAUGCUGAUAAACCUAACGCAAAUAGUCAUCAAACAAGUGAAAUGUUGAAAUUAGCAUUACAUCCAUGGAAUUUAAAUAAUUUAUCACAUUUACCAAAUUCUGUCCUUGGUGCAUUAAAUGAUUCAAAUGUAAAUAAUCAAGAUUUGAAUGAAACAAGAAUAAAUAUUGGAAUGACAUUUUCAACUGAAAAUUGGACUUGUGAAGAUCAUUUCACUCAAUUAAUGAAUUAUCAAUUCUUUGGUGCUUGUAAAAAGUGGUAUUUUAUACCCGAACUGGAAUUUGACAAAUUUGAACAUUUACUUUCAAAAAUAAAUAAAGAUAAAAAUAGGGCAAAUAUAAAUAAUCAAGGUGAAAUCGAUAUCCAUAGAGUUUUAGUUUUACUUACAAAAAAACUUGCUUCCGAUGAAAUUGAUUAUGAUAUUUUACACAGAACUCUAGAUAAUAUCAUCCCUACCAAGCGAGAUAUACGAUUAGAUUUGAAAGAUGAUAAAUUGAACAAAUUACUAAAAAAAGAAGAAUUUCAAUAUAAUCAAGAAUUUAUGAUUACACCAGAAUUAUUACAACAACAUGAGAUUAAAUUUACAUCUACUAUUCAGCAACCAGGAGAAUAUAUCAUAAAGUUUCCUAAAACAUAUUCAUCGACAAUAUCAUAUGGAUUCAACUUUAGUGAGGAGGCCAAUUUUGCAACAGAACAUUGGUUAGAUUAUGCAGUUGAAGGAGAAGAAUGGUUACUUAAACAAAAAAUUUUACCAAAUUUACUGAUUUUUAAAAUGAUUAUCGAUUUAGCAAUAGCAUAUGAUACAGGUGGACAUAUAAUGUUCAAUCAUGAAAUAUUUGAUAGAAUUGCAUUAGUUUAUAAAGAUUUAUACAAAUUUGAAAUUGAACAAAGAAAUCAAAUUAGAGAUUUAAAAGUUAAAGAAGUUGUUAUUGAUGAUAACUUAAAUCUGAUUUCAGAUGACACGUUUGAAAACGCAUAUCCAACAAGAAUAGUUGUUUUUGAUGCACAUGCACAACCAAUUGUUUUAUCAAUGACUUCAUUUUUGGAAAAAGUGAAAAGUUUACAAAAUUAUAAUAUUGAAAUGCAAUGCGUAUAUUCAGAUGAACAGUUGGAGAAAUUUCAUAAGAUAUUACGUGAUUAUAGUAUAGAUUAUCAAGCUUGGAAUGCAAAAUAUGAAGAAGCGGUAAACAAAGAAUAUGAAGUUACUUUGGAAGCUUAUGGACAAUUGUUAAAAGAAGGUGAGAAAAUUUAUACAGCUUUAUCAACAUCAUCUAUAACGAAGGACAGAAGUGAUGAAAACGUUGAAAUUAAAAAGUUUUAUUCGCAAGUGGAAAAUUUACGAGAGUUUGUCUCAAAAUCAAAUAAAUUCAUUGAAGAUUGUCAAAGUAUACUAGCUAUUAAGCAUCAAAAAAAAAUAAGAAACGCAAGUGAUAUAAAUAGGAAAGAUACAUGUCCAUCAUUUGAUGAUUUAAUGAAAUUGAUCUCAAAAAUUCCAAAAGUAAAUUUUACAAGUCCAGAAAUUAAAGAAAUUUUGGAGCUUAAGAAUGAAAUUGUAGAUUUUGACAAAGCCAGUCGAGCAUUAUUAUCUAAAAAGAAUAAAUCAUUCCUGGAGAUUACAAAUUUGAUAAAUUUCGGUGAAAAAUUCGGAAUUGAAAUACCCUCAUUAAACUUUUUAAUCAGAGUAAAAAGAAGGUUAGAAUGGAUCAGAUUUUAUAAUUUAAUAGAAAAAGGAGUUGAUCCAUAUGCUGAUAGAAAUGAAGUAUUUACAAUAACAGAUUUGGCAGCGCUUUAUAAAUCAGGUAUUGACAUAUUAUCGAGUGACGAUGUUGAGAUGAUGAAAAGGGUGGAAGAUAUAUUGAUUGCAAGUCAAAAGUUUGAUCAACAAAUUUCUGGAUUUUUGAAAUAUCAUUAUGUAACAGAUUUAGAUUUAAAAUUAUUAAAUGAAAUUAUUGAAAGAUUUAAUGAAGAGAAAUUAUUCAUUUCACUUGAAAAUUAUACUGAAUUAUCUAAUCUUCAUGAUAAUUUAGCAUUAAUUAAUAAGUUUCUGGAUCUUGAUCAAAGUACUUACGAAGGUAUUAAGCAAUUGGAAAGUUUAAUGACAGGCAGCGGAUUGAAAUUUAACAAUAGUGCUAUCUCUAAUGCAGUUGCAGAAACAGAAAAUUGGAUCAAUUCAAUUUGGUUACAAGAAUUCCGCAGAAUCAUUAUAAUUUCAACUUUGGAAAAGAAUACUGAAGUAGAUAAAUCAGCAGUUAAUCCUGAUUUACUUAGGAAAUUAGAAUGGUUGUAUAAUAAGGUAAAAUACAGUUUUAAUGAUGAUGAUAAAUGUACUGAAAGCACAUCCUACUUGACUAGAAAUAAAAAGACUGAAACUGCAAAAUAUUAUUGUAUAUGUAGAGAACCUGAGUCUGGAACAAUGGUUGCUUGUGAUAGAUGUUUAGAAUGGUAUCAUGUGGGUUGUGUUAAUGCAGUUGCAAAUAGUGAAAAUUAUGUAUGUCCAAUAUGUUUAGCUGAUGCUAAAACUAAUGAUAGAGUUUCAGAUAGACAAAUCCCAUAUGCAAGUUUAAAACAAAUUUAUACUACAGGAUUACUUUUAAAAGCAGCGCCACAAAAGGAAUUGAAAUUGAUGAAGGAUAUAAUAGAUAUUGCUGAUAAAUAUUGUAAUAGAAUUCAAGGAAAUAUCAAUAAUAUGUCAAUAAAUUCUGAUUUGAGAUAUAAUUUGGAUUAUUUAAAAUGCAUCAUUAGAAAAUUUUAUGGUUCAGGUAUAUAUUUUGGUGAAUUAUGGUUUAUGAUAUUGAAUUUGAUCAGCAAUAUGGAAGAAGAUUUAAAGGAACAACAUUUAAGACCAAGAGAAUUGAUUUAUGAAGUACAAUAUCAAUCACAAAGCAAAAAACCAUUUGUUAAGGAGGUGAAGGAAUCAGACAAAGGAUUUAAAAUAAUUCCUAAAAAUGGAGCAAGAACUAAUGUUAAAACUAAUGGUCGUAAUGGAAGUUCGGCUUCAACGAGGAAUAAGAAGAAAGAUAAAGGAGCGCCAAGAGUCGCCGAGAAGAAGAAAUGUAACAAAACUGUCAGUAAAGACGGGACCCAAGAGAAAUUGUCUGGAUCUAAUAAUCAACAACUUCCUGAAACCACAAAAAACUUCAGUGGUACCACCAUGAAAGAGACAAUAAAGAGUAAAACUGAAGCAGAAUUGGGCAAUGAAGAAAAUAAAGAACAAUUUGUUGAUAAAAUUGAUGAAAUUUCGUCUGUUGAGGAAAAAUCAGCUGAUAUUAGAGGCAACAAAGAAGUUCAAACAAGUGUUAGAGAAUCAAAAAAUAAGAAAGAGUCUCAUUCAACUAGUGAAUGCUCAUCUCGACCGAGUAUAUCAACUGAAAAAGAAUUAAAACAAGAUAAGGAAGUAAUUGAAAAAUCUAAAAAUAAAGGAGUUCAUGAAUCAGUCGCUGAAUCAGAUCACAAUAUUGAAGAGGAUGGAAACGUCGAAGAAAAAUUAUCAGAUUCGAAUGACAAGAUUGAAGAAGAGAAAGAAAUUGAAGAACCAAAUUCAGAAUCAAGUCAUACAACUGAAAAAAUUAACGAAGUUGAAGAGCGAAUUUGGGAGUCAAACCACACAAUAAUAGAAGAUGAAGAUGUUGAGGCAGCAGCAUCUGAAACAAAGGACAAAAUUGAAGAAGAUCAAGAUGCUGAGAGAUCAGUUUCUGAUUCAGAUCACACUAUAGAUAAGGAUAUUGAAAAGGCAGGUCCCAAUCCAGAUCAAAACAUCGAAAAAGAGAAAGAUUUCGCAAAACCAAAUUCGGAAUCGGAUAAUAUAAUUAUAAAAGAUGAAGAUGUCGAAGAAAUUUCUGAUUCAGAUGACAAAAUUGAAGAUCAUAAUGAAAGUUCACGAGAGGUAAUGGAAAUUAAAUCAAAAAGUAUAGGACCAGAUAAUAGAGAUCGAAAACCGAUAACCGCUAAUGAAACCACAAUUAAUGAAUCGUCUAUAAUGAGAGAAAUAGAUCAAAUUCUUGAUUUAGAUAUUUCAAGAGAAAUUAACGAAUUAACUGAUAAACCAAAUGAAAUAAAAGAAUCAACACCAGAUUUACAAAAUGUAUCAAAAAUGUUACCAUCAAUGGUAUCUGUAACUACUAUAACUUCUAGGAAUUCAAGUACUUAA
Messenger RNA from Insectozyma verbasci, 5661 nucleotides. Lineage: Eukaryota; Fungi; Ascomycota; Pichiomycetes; Serinales; Debaryomycetaceae. The record is from the annotation of a GenBank genome assembly.